Callorhinchus milii (elephant shark) is the source of this 791-nucleotide messenger RNA. Its product is annotated as forkhead box protein P3-like. Gene Ontology annotation, cellular component: nucleus. Bases 1 to 777 code for a protein of 258 amino acids. The transcript has 9 exons. The record is from RefSeq and is a predicted model, not a curated record. Lineage: Eukaryota; Metazoa; Chordata; Chondrichthyes; Chimaeriformes; Callorhinchidae. Gene Ontology annotation, molecular function: RNA polymerase II cis-regulatory region sequence-specific DNA binding; DNA-binding transcription repressor activity, RNA polymerase II-specific. Gene Ontology annotation, biological process: regulation of transcription by RNA polymerase II.
AUGAUUUACCACCGUUUCGAUCGCAGGGUGUUUGUGGAACGCACCGUUUUGGGGCCAGUCACCAGAGUCGGGGGAGACCCGGCUUCAUCCCAUCCUCUGUUCUUCCACGGUUUCUGUCAAUGGCCGGGGUGUGAGGAGCUAUUUGAGGAAUACAAAGACUUUCUGGUGCACCUCGACGACGCCCACUGUCUCGAUGAGAGAAGCACAGCCCAAUGUCUCAUUCAGAAAGAGAAAGUUUACCAGUUGGAACAAAAGUUGGUUGUUGAGAAGGGUAGACUCCUUGCCAUGCGUACACAGCUGAGAGUGAAACACUCCGAACUGGAUAGUCAGAAACCAGGGGAGGCCGGAGCGAGCAGCGUGUUCGAGGAGAACAGAGUGGGUGUCAGAAACAGCGGGAAAGCUUGGACUCAAGUCUGGGACAAACACACCACUCUCUACCCAGACGUGAGUUCGAAUCUGGAAUAUUACAGAGUCUAUAAUAUCAGGCCACCGUUUACAUACGCAGCUCUGAUCAGAUGGGCUAUUCUGGAGACCAGUGAGAAACAGAUGACUCUGAACGAAAUCUAUCUCUGGUUCACAAGGAAGUUUGCUUUCUUUCGCAACAACACAGCUACCUGGAAGAACGCGGUGAGGCACAAUCUGAGUCUCCACAAGUGUUUUGUGAGAGUGGAGAAUAUGCGAGGAGCUGUGUGGACAGUGGACGAAAUGGAGUUUCAGAGACGGAAAUCACCGAAAAUCACCAGCAGAGACAUGCAAAUGAGAUGGGAGUCGCACUAACUUGCCCCCCCCCC